Xiphophorus maculatus (southern platyfish) is the source of this 1591-nucleotide messenger RNA. It is a transcript of the gene klf6a, whose product is annotated as Krueppel-like factor 6. The record is from RefSeq and is a predicted model, not a curated record. Gene Ontology annotation, biological process: regulation of transcription by RNA polymerase II. The transcript has 4 exons. Gene Ontology annotation, molecular function: RNA polymerase II cis-regulatory region sequence-specific DNA binding; DNA-binding transcription factor activity, RNA polymerase II-specific. NCBI's taxonomy places the organism in Eukaryota, Metazoa, Chordata, Actinopteri, Cyprinodontiformes, Poeciliidae. The coding region runs from base 274 to 1158 and encodes 294 amino acids.
CGCAGUUGUCCGGCAGCCAGUCUAGUGUGCUGUUUGCAAAUAUCCUGAGCUGAGCGCUGCGAAGGGAGAGGGGAGAAGGAAGUGGAGCACUGACGGACGGACCGCUGCUACAAACAAACCUUCGCUUGCAUCGCAGAGGGGAUCGUUCUUUAUUCCUUUCACAGACAUUUUUUUUAAUUUAAAACGCGGGUGUUUAGAUUGUUGGGUUUUGUUUUUUUUUUUUUACUAUUAUUUUUCGCACCCCCUCCAGACAAUUAAGUUCGGGGAAGAAAAAUGGAUGUUUUACCGAUGUGUAGUAUUUUUCAAGAACUUCAAAUAGUUCACGACACGGGCUAUUUCUCAGCCUUACCAUCUCUGGAGGAGUACUGGCAGCAGACUUGCUUGGAGUUGGAGCGCUACCUACAGAGCGAGCCGUACGUCUCCACGUCCGAGCUGAAGUUCGGCAGCCAGGAGGACCUCUGGAGCAAGCUGAUCCUGGCCUGCGGGGACAAGGCCAAGGCCGACCCGAACCUGGCCCUGGCGCCGGCCCACGACGAGGACAAUCAGGACGGCCAGAUCUUGGACAGCAACAGCGUCAACUCUGACGCCAGCAGCGAGGCUUCGGACAGUUUCGAGGAGCUCUCCCCCACGCACAGCUUUACCUCCAACCCGUUGGGGUCGGCGUUGGUUGGCUCUGGACCUUUAAGCCCCUCCGUCAUCAGCACGCCGCCGUCCUCGCCGGAGGCCGCCGUGGGCACGGGCGCCGCCGUCAACGGCUGGGUGGCGACGCACGCCGGGCUGAACCUGCCCGUCAAAAUCAGGACCGCCGGCGGCGUGGGAGUAGGAGGCGUGGCGGUGGCGAAGGCCGCGGAAAAGACUGGACUCCUCUGCGGGGACGCGUCCCCGGACGCCCGGAGGCGGGUACACAGGUGUCACUUCAACGGCUGUCGCAAGGUUUACACAAAGAGCUCGCAUCUGAAGGCACACCAGCGCACUCACACAGGUGAGAAACCGUACAGGUGUUCGUGGGAGGGCUGCGAGUGGCGCUUUGCACGGAGCGACGAGCUGACCAGACACUUCAGGAAGCACACAGGGGCCAAGCCAUUCAAAUGCAAUCACUGUGACAGAUGUUUCUCCAGGUCCGACCACCUGGCCCUUCACAUGAAGAGGCACGUCUAACGCAGGGCCAGCGUCGACCGGGCAACGCACCGAAGGGAAAAUCCUCUUAAAUUUUCUCUCUCAACCUUUUUUUUUUUCUCUUUUUUUUUUUUGUCUUUGGUGGAGAGAGGGAAAAAAAAAUAAAAAUCCAAACGCACGCCAUCUCGCGACUGGCCUCUUGGUUGAACUGUCCCAGAGAGCAGAGCGGCGAGGGCGACGGGGGCGGGAGGAGGAGGCGUGUCCCAGCCAAAGCAUGCCGUUUUGCACCGUACCGAAAUAACCCAGUGCCUCCGGGACCUCACUUUGUUUAUUUUCUCGUUUUUUUUUUGGAGACGGGCGCUCUGAUGGUUUUCUGUUGCAACAAGACGACGAAAUUGCGGACGCGAGUGGGAAGGAAAUGUUUUCCAUCGAGGACUUUAAGAAAAGACCGGGGGAGGGGUCUAUGGGGGGGGGG